AUGCCCGACGGCCUCUGCAGCUACUUCAGACUCCCGCCGAUCGAUCGGAGGCAUUUAGAGGCCCGCCUGGUCGCGUUGCCCAUGGGCUUCUCGUGGGCGCUCCGCCUGUGUCAGCUGGCGCUGCAGACGGCCGCGGUCCGCGCCGGCGCGCCGGGGCGCCUCGUCAUCGAGGGCGGGCUCACCAGGGUAGUCCUGGAGCCCAGCAGCCCGCCAGCUGCGGCAGGCUACAUGGACGACUACCUGGCCGAGGGCACCGACGAGGCUCCCGCCGACCAGGCCCUGGACCGCGCCACCGCUGCGCGGGGCGCUGGGCUGCGCGCGCACCCGCCUAAGCGGGCCGCGGAGACUUGCAGCUUCCCGGGCGUGGAGCUGCGGCGCGGGCGCUGGCUGGCCAUCGCAGGGCGUUCCGCGCGGCGGCUGGGGCGCGCCCUCGAGGAGCUCCUCUGGCGCGGCCGCGCUUCAGGCCAUCUGGCGCGCGCGGUCGUCGGCCACCUGACCUGGGCCUCGAUGGUCAGAUGCGAGGCGCAGGGGCUGCUCGACGCGGCCUGCGCCUUCAUGGUCGCCGCGGGCGUGGGGGCGCAGGCGCUGUGGCCCGCGGUCCGCGCGGAGCCGUGGAGGUCUCGCUGCCUGCUGCCGCUCCUGAUCGUGGACCUGGCAGCGCCGUGGGCCUCGCAGCUGGCGGCCAGUGACGCCGGCGAGGAAGGCCUGGGGGCGCGCCGCCGGAAGGCGCCCCUCGGCCUCAUUGCCCAGUGCGGGAGGCAGUGCGAGCGGCGGCUGUGCCGA
Messenger RNA from Prorocentrum cordatum, 783 nucleotides. Lineage: Eukaryota; Dinophyceae; Prorocentrales; Prorocentraceae. The record is from the annotation of a GenBank genome assembly.